Acomys russatus (golden spiny mouse) is the source of this 2647-nucleotide messenger RNA. It is a transcript of the gene Wasf3, whose product is annotated as WASP family member 3. The transcript is spliced from 9 exons. NCBI's taxonomy places the organism in Eukaryota, Metazoa, Chordata, Mammalia, Rodentia, Muridae. Gene Ontology annotation, cellular component: cytoskeleton. The coding region runs from base 102 to 1610 and encodes 502 amino acids. Gene Ontology annotation, biological process: actin cytoskeleton organization; positive regulation of Arp2/3 complex-mediated actin nucleation. The record is from RefSeq and is a predicted model, not a curated record. Gene Ontology annotation, molecular function: protein kinase A regulatory subunit binding; actin binding; Arp2/3 complex binding.
UAGUUCUGAUCCUGACUGCUGUCCCUGCUGACACCUGAGCCGUGGCGGUGAUGCUGCCGAGACCCCUUCAGCCCACAAGCCAACCUACAUGAUUGUCAGCCAUGCCUUUAGUCAAGAGGAACAUCGAACCCCGGCACCUGUGCCGUGGCGCUCUUCCUGAGGGGAUCACCAGUGAGCUUGAGUGUGUCACUAACAGCACUCUCGCCGCCAUCAUCCGCCAGCUAAGCAGUCUAAGCAAACAUGCAGAAGACAUAUUCGGGGAGUUGUUUAAUGAGGCUAACAAGUUCUACAUCAGAGCAAAUUCUCUUCAAGAUAGAAUUGACCGCCUCGCUGUCAAAGUCACCCAGCUGGACUCCACAGUGGAGGAGGUGUCACUGCAGGACAUCAACAUGAAGAAAGCGUUCAGAAGCUCCACCAUCCAAGACCAGCAGGUGGUUUCCAAGAACAGCACUCCUAACCCGGUCGCUGACAUUUACAACCAGAGUGACAAACCUCCGCCGCUGAACAUUCUGACUCCAUACAGGGAUGAUAAGAAGGACGGGCUGAAGUUCUACACGGAUCCCUCUUACUUCUUUGACCUCUGGAAAGAGAAGAUGCUGCAGGACACAGAGGACAAGAGGAAGGAGAAACGGCGGCAGAAGGAGCAAAAGCGUGUAGAUGGCACCACCCGUGAGGUGAAAAAGGUUAGAAAAGCCAGGAACAGGCGCCAGGAGUGGGACAUGAUGGCGUACGACAGAGAGCUUAGGCCCGACAACAGGUUGUCCCAGAGUGCGCGCCACGGAGCAUCCUCCGAGGGAUCUCUGUCCCCAGACACUAGGUCGCACGCAUCCGAUGCCACAGACUAUUCUUACCCUGCUACGCCCAACCACUCUUCGCAAGCACAGCCAGUGACCCCUUCCUACGCAGCAGCGGGUGAUGCCCAGCUGCACGGAACCACAAACCAAGGCGCUGAGCCCGAGUACCGGCCCUCGUCCGCCUCAGCGAGGCACAUGGCCCUCAACAGACCUCAGCAGCCACCGCCUCCACCUCCACCCCAGGCCCCAGAGGGGCCCCAGGCCUCCACGUCAGUGGCUUCGGCCGACUAUGGGAUGCUUCCAGCACAGAUAAUUGAAUACUACAACCCCUCAGGACCGCCGCCGCCACCUCCUCCACCCAUCAUCCCUUCAGCACAAACUGCCUUCGUCAGCCCUCUCCAGAUUCCUGCACAGCCCCAAUUCCCAGCCUCUGCCAGUUCCACAUACCCCACCCCUCCUCACCAGCCCUCCCCUGGGCUCCUGGCCACAGCCCCGCCACCUCCAGGCCCCCCACCUCCCCCACCUGGUCCCCCGGGCCCUUCUUCUCUUUCAUCCUCCCCAAUGCAUGGUCCUCCCGUGGCUGAGGCAAAGCGCCCAGAGCCUGCACAGCCACCCAUAAGUGACGCGAGAAGUGACUUGCUGGCUGCCAUCCGGAUGGGAAUCCAGCUGAAAAAAGUUCAGGAGCAACGUGAGCAGGAAGCCAAGCGGGAGCCUGUGGGGAACGACGUGGCCACCAUCUUGUCUAGACGCAUUGCUGUGGAGUACAGCGACUCAGACGACGACUCUGAGUUUGACGAGAACGAUUGGUCCGACUGAGUCACAGGGUGGGGAGGGGGGGGCCAAGUGGCAGGUGGACAGCCAGGGCACCAUCUGGAAGUGUGUUAGGAGCUCAUGUGACCUCUUCACCCACUUAGUGGUGUUUCCUUGUAGCUUUAGGAGACCUUUUGUACUAACAGUGUGACGCUGCCUCUGCACACCUUUCUGGAUUUCUUGAGUAUUUACUGCGUAAUACUAAAGUGCCACUAAACACAGCACAGCGUGCUGCCUACCAGGAGCCACGGCUGUAACUAGUGCAUCGCCCUGAAAUAAUAGCCUCUUGCUUCCCUCUCGGCCGUGAGAAUCUUCUCCUGUCCAUCCCGCUAUGAUGGACUUGCCAUGUGUCCGUGCAGUUGCCCUGUGUCAGGUCUUUGCAAGGUGAAUGGCUGUGUGUUGCAGUGAUGUCUUCCAACCAGUAGGUGAUAUGCUUUACUGUUUCUUUCCUUUGCAAAUCGGAUUUCAGGAACUUGGUUCUGGAGGAGAAGGUUUAGCAAACCGGAGUGCGCUUUUUCCUCUGUUUGCAUUCUUGCCCUGUGGCUUCUGAGUGAAUGUGCGUGCUCCGUUGUUUCCAUUAUAUGGCACUCAAAACAGAGGGCCCCCCUUUUCACGCAGGAUCCCUGUGGGUACUCACGUGGAAAGUGCCCACUGGUGUCCUUUGCAGACGGAGCUCCCCUUAGCGGCUAGCCCUGAUAGCAUGGGUACCAGUUAGACAGGCCACGUGCAAGCUGCCUGGGCUCUGCAGAGCUUGCACGGCACAGCUGCUGCAUCGGGUCCCCUCCUACCCUACCCAGUGGCGAUGAGACCUAUACGUUUUAUUUCUUGGGACUCCCUGCUCCUCUGUUCACCACGGAAAGAAAUGACUGUGCACCUUACUCCCCUUGCUCAUGUCUUAGGAGCUUGGGUUUAGCUGAGAGACGCUGCCAGCUGUUCACGACCCACGGUGCUGUGGCUGGAUUCGCACUCAAGUCUCUCAAACAGGGCCCUUCACCCCUCCUGAAGCACAGCUGUCUUCUCUCAUGUUGUCGGCACAUUAAAAA